Messenger RNA from Mangifera indica (mango), 594 nucleotides. RefSeq lists its product as uncharacterized. The record is from RefSeq and is a predicted model, not a curated record. NCBI's taxonomy places the organism in Eukaryota, Viridiplantae, Streptophyta, Magnoliopsida, Sapindales, Anacardiaceae. The transcript has a single exon. Bases 1 to 594 code for a protein of 197 amino acids.
AUGGAGCAACAACAAAAUCUACCAGUAAUAGCCAAAAGAAUAUGGAGUACAGUACGAUUAGUUUUCUUCAUGCUGAGAAAAGGCCUAUCCAAAAGGAAGCUCAUUGUGGAUCUCAACAUGAUGCACAAACGCGGCAAGAUUGCUGGCAAAGCCCUCAGCAACCUCCUCCAUCACCACAGCCACCACCACGCCUCCUCCUACGUGGCGCCCCCAAAUGAGUACGAGUUCAGCUGCAGCAACACACCCAACUACACCUUCCCUUUCCACCUCACAAAGAGGAAGAACAACUACCACCAUUUUUUCGGGUGCGCCCACGCGCCGCCUACUCAUGACGAAGAUGUAGCCACUGCCAACGCCGUCAGAGUGGCUCUCGAGAUGUUCAACAAUAAUGACACGGUGGUUGAGGCUUCCCCGGCGUUGCCUGGUUUCGGAAGAACCCCGUUCGUGAGGCCAUUGAGAAUAACGGACUCUCCCUUCCCUUUGAGAGACGUUGAUGAAGAUAGUGGGUAUGUUGACAAAGCAGCUGAAGAAUUUAUUCAAAAGUUCUAUAGGGAGUUGAAGAAACAGAAGAAAAUGUCCAUGGCUGAGUGCUAA